AUGUCAUCUAUUGUUUUUGAAAAUAAAACAUUAUUCGAAUCUUUUUCUAAUGCUUGGAAUAAUAUUGGAAACAUAUAUCCUCAACUUUCUUUGAUAGAACGUCUAUGGUCAACGUGGUAUACCUAUAUACAAAAUGAUACACUUGCCACAGGUAUUAUGUCAUUUAUGAUUCACGAAAUCGUAUAUUUUGGACGAUGUCUUCCAUGGGUUAUUAUUGAUGCUAUUCCCUAUUUCAGACGAUGGAAGUUACAAGCUGGAAAAGUACCAACAUUUAGAGAACAGUGGAGUUGUACAAAGUUGGUUCUUAUUUCACAUUUCACUGUUGAACUUCCGCAAAUUUGGCUUUUUCAUCCACUUACUCAGUAUUUUGGAAUGUCUAUUGCUACACCAUUUCCUAAUCUUUCAAAAAUGUUUCUUCAUAUUCUUAUUUUUUUUAUCAUGGAAGAUACUUUUCAUUAUUGGGCUCAUAGAGCAUUGCACUGGGGACCAUUAUACAAACAUAUCCACAAGCUUCAUCACAAAUACUCUGCACCAUUUGGUCUUGCAGCAGAGUAUGCGCAUCCUGCAGAAGUUCUAAUUCUUGGACUUGGAACUAUUGGAAGUCCCAUUCUUUGGUGUUUUUUUACAGGAGACCUUCAUCUUUUUACAGUCUAUAUAUGGAUUACUUUAAGGCUCUUUCAAGCUAUAGACGCGCAUUCAGGCUAUGAUUUUCCAUGGAGUUUAAAUAAAUUUAUUCCAUUUUGGAGUGGAGCAGAGCAUCAUGAUGCACAUCACGAGAUAUUUGUAAACUGCUAUUCUACUAGUUUUAGAUGGUGGGAUCAUUUUAUGGGUACAGAUAAACGCUACAAAGCACUUCGAGAACGUCAAGCAUCUAUGAAAAAAGUAAAACUUAAAAACAAAAAAAGUACAUAA
This is a messenger RNA of Pneumocystis jirovecii RU7, 912 nucleotides long. Its product is annotated as methylsterol monooxygenase. The record is from RefSeq and is a predicted model, not a curated record. Gene Ontology annotation, biological process: ergosterol biosynthetic process. Lineage: Eukaryota; Fungi; Ascomycota; Pneumocystomycetes; Pneumocystales; Pneumocystaceae. Bases 1 to 912 code for a protein of 303 amino acids. The transcript is spliced from 5 exons. Gene Ontology annotation, molecular function: iron ion binding; C-4 methylsterol oxidase activity.